Messenger RNA from Macadamia integrifolia, 758 nucleotides. Its product is annotated as protein RALF-like 19. The record is from RefSeq and is a predicted model, not a curated record. The transcript has a single exon. NCBI's taxonomy places the organism in Eukaryota, Viridiplantae, Streptophyta, Magnoliopsida, Proteales, Proteaceae. Bases 77 to 472 code for a protein of 131 amino acids.
ACCCCUCCAUAAAUAAGAGAAGAGAAUAAAAGAAAACUCCCUCCCUCCCUCUCUUCCAAGAGUGUGCAGAAGAAGAAUGGCCACCACUCGCCUCUCGGUGGUCUUCCUCCUCUUGGCCUUAGUGGCCAUGGCAUUGAUGGUUGAUUCGUCUCCUUUGUUUUCGAUUGAUGAUGGGCUGCUUGCUGCUGUGUCAAAGAGUGCAUGUAAUGGCCUGGUUGGAGGGGAGUGCAUUAGUGAAGCGAAUGAGGAGAUGAUGAUGAUGAUUAUGGACUCUGACGACGAUGAUGACGACGUCGUUCGACGAGGCCUUUAUCGACGCCGAAGGUACAUUAGCUAUGAAGCAUUGAAGGCAAACAAGAUCCCAUGCCGCAGACCCGGUCAAUCCUACUAUGAUUGCAGGAAAAAUCUAAAGAUUAAUCCUUACAGGCGAAGUUGCACCAUGGCCACGCACUGUGCCAGGGAUCUCCGUUAAUAACAUUAAUAUUCCAAACUUCGAAGAGAGAGAGAGAGAGAGAGAGAGAGAGAGAGAGAGAGAAGAGAGAGAGAGAGGGAUCUCCGUUAAUAACAUUAAUAUUCCAAACUUAGAAGAGAGAGAGAGAGAGAGAGAGGGAUCUCCGUUAAUAUUCAUCACGUACCCCCCUUCUUCUCAUUAUUGCCAUUUGUUUUGGUGGGUUGUAGUGUACUAAUAAAAAGGGUAUUGUUGUAAUUCCGAUUCUGAUCUCCAUUUAUAUGACUGGCCAGUAAGUCCUUUUUUUUUC